CCCAUACUACCACUUUCUACAGCAUGGCGUCGCCGUCCUGCUUCGAAACGCCGUCGUCUGCUCUUUCUUCUUCUUCAAAAAUAGAGUGGGGCGAGAAGGUCUCGGACAAGGUGUUCUCACUCUACAACUCUCUUCCCAAGAAAGGAAAGCCUCAGGGUCGCGAAGUCACCGACUUGGCCGCUUUCCUCGUUUCCUCUCCUUCUCAAGAAUUGGAAGUUGUCGCGUUGGGAACUGGGAUCAAAUGUCUUGGGCGUUCACUCUUGAGCUCCAACGGUGAUGUCGUCAAUGAUUCCCACGCCGAGAUUAUAGCUCGAAGAUCUUUACUGAGGUUCUUCUAUGCACAGAUUCAGUGUCUUACUCAAGUUUAUAGUAAGCAAAGUGAUAGCAAUGGAAGCACAGAAUUGCAAAAUGGUGAUGCCAAAAACUUGCUUUUUGAAUUGGACCCUAAUGGUGAUGGCCAAGGAAAAUACAAACUGAGGAAGGGUUUGCAAUUAAACUUGUGGGGUUGCAUCUCCGAGUUCACUGUUGUCUCCCCCAAAAAACAUCUCACCAACAGAACGGGGUUCAUCUUUGGACGAGCUUAAUGUUUCAAUACAUGAAGAGGCUCUACCAAAUACUAAUGGUGAUGUUUCACAACUAAUUGGCU
Prunus mume (Japanese apricot) is the source of this 646-nucleotide messenger RNA. The record is from RefSeq and is a predicted model, not a curated record. NCBI's taxonomy places the organism in Eukaryota, Viridiplantae, Streptophyta, Magnoliopsida, Rosales, Rosaceae.